GACGCUCGGAAAUAUUAUGACAGAUAGAUAAGUAGAUGACAAUUUACACAAUUAUUUUUAAAAUCAGAAAAUGCCAGGCCAAAAUUCAGUCAGGUGUUGUUGUCUCUAAUUUUAAAAUAAUCCUGUUUAUCAUCAAUACAAUUUUGAAAUUUUAAAUAGAUUCAUCUGCGUACUGAGUGAUUUGAUACAAAUUAAUAUGACUGUUAACAAUACUAUAGCUCAUCAACGUUUAGUUCUUAGUGGUGACCGGGAGAGAUUCAAAGAACUUUUAAGAAGGCGAUUAAUAGAAUGUGGUUGGAGAGAUCAAGUGCGAAUGCUUUGCCGAGAAGCUGUUAAGGAUAGUGACAGUAACAAUGUCACCUUCGAUAUUUUAGUGAACAGAGUCACUCCUCGCGCUCGAGCACUAGUGCCCGACACAGUGAAAAAGGAGUUAUUACAAAAAAUCAAAACACAUCUUCUAACACAGAAAGAUCAAUAGAUGCAAUGAUUUUUAUUGUGUUCUUAAAAAUUAAUAAUUAUGUCUGUGUAGCUUUAUUUGCAUUUAAGUUGUUUUACUUUAUUAAAUGAAACUCAUUUUACAACCAA
This is a messenger RNA of Plodia interpunctella (Indianmeal moth), 585 nucleotides long. RefSeq names its product enhancer of yellow 2 transcription factor-like. Gene Ontology annotation, molecular function: chromatin binding; transcription coactivator activity. The record is from RefSeq and is a predicted model, not a curated record. The transcript is spliced from 2 exons. Gene Ontology annotation, biological process: poly(A)+ mRNA export from nucleus; positive regulation of DNA-templated transcription; regulation of transcription by RNA polymerase II. Bases 197 to 478 code for a protein of 93 amino acids. Lineage: Eukaryota; Metazoa; Arthropoda; Insecta; Lepidoptera; Pyralidae. Gene Ontology annotation, cellular component: nuclear pore; SAGA complex; DUBm complex.